CGCAUGGAUACAAAAACAGGGUGACGCGUUUGCACUCCCCCCACUCCUUGUGACGAAGCCCUGGAAUUUUGACGUGGCGACUACGUAUUUGCCUGUCUGCCCACUCCGGUUGCAGGAAACUUGGUGACGAGGAAUACGUAACUGGACCUGUCAAGGGCUUAUGGACGGGAUGGUGGAAGAGAAUGGGAGCUCAGGGAACGGUGACCCGUUAGCGACGUCUCCUGGCCCGCACCCCAUAGCGGUCACCAACGUACGUGAGGCGACCAUAGUCACAUACAACACACAGCCUCAGAAGGGACAGUCGGUAAUCCAAAGCAACCAACAGUCAGUGAUACAGUCUGCCAACAAUCAGUUACCUGUGUUGACAACUGCCAAGGGUAAUGUGAUAUUGGUAGGCAAACCCAACUCCGUCAUCCAGACAGCACAAGGCAAUCUGCAGACACUUCAGGUAGUUGUCGAGGCAGGUUCAGACGACAGUCUGUCUAAUGACGAAGACACAACAACACGGAAGCGACGGGACAUUCUGACAAGAAGACCUUCGUACCGCAAAAUCCUAAACGAUUUAGGAGGGGAGGAAAUCACAGGUAGCAAGACUACCUCCUCCUCCUUCUUCAAACCUCUAUUUGGCGGCGGCAAAGUGGAGUCGUCGGGGUCAGACUGUGAUUCAAAUCUUGACUCUGAGCUUUCGUCACAUUCUCUUCCAACACAUUAUCAAACAGUGAUUCCGGCAGGAACGAUCCAGCUGACGAGUCAAGGGGAGGCGGUGACGGGGCUGCAUACCCUGACCAUGACCAACGCCACCACGGGCAGUGGCACGCUGGUGCAGUACACACAGGGCCAGGACGGGCAGUUCUACGUUCCUGUUGUUACUCAGUCGGGGAGCCUCUCUGGUGGUCCCAUCAUAGCAGAAGACCAGGCAAGAAAACGGGAGCUGCGAUUACUCAAAAACAGAGAAGCAGCGAGAGAGUGCAGGAGAAAAAAGAAAGAGUACAUUAAGUGUUUGGAGAAUCGGGUCGCAGUGCUGGAAAACCAAAAUAAGGCCUUAAUAGACGAGCUCAAGUCUUUGAAGGAACUCUAUUGUCAGCAGAAGACGGAUUAGUCGUCCGUAGAACCUCAUCUGGAUGACUGACGAGGCCUUCAGCGUAGAAGGAAGGGUCCACAAAGAUACAGAGUAUAUAUUUUCUCGGCCCGUGCGAGGGGCUGCUCUAGUUACGAUGGUCUAGUCUCGGUUACCUCCUCCCAGUAAGGCUUGUUGUGGCGAGGCCGUUGACAGAGUUCAGUGUUUGGUUAUUUUGUUGUUUGUGUGCUUCACAAAUAUUUUAUUUUACUUAAUAGCGUCUGAAUUAAACUAUUUUUGAUCUCUGAAGUAUUUUAGAUUUUUUUUUUACAUAAAAUUUUACUUCCAUUUUUUAAAACCAUCACUAUUUUGUAAAUGACGAUGAGUUUUUUUUUAAAUAAGUUUUUAAAUUUUCUUUUGUUGGUAACUGCUUAAGGCUGUGGAUUAUGCCUGUCAGUUGAUAUUUAUAUUGGAUCAAAAUAAAAGUUAAAUAUGAAUGAAUUAGAAGUUGAUUAGACAUUUUCUUGGAGAAAAUACUUAUUGAUGGUUUUACUCCUUACAUAUCUAUCUACCCUUUUGAGUAGAAGAAGGGACAAAGUACCUAAAGAAGUCUACUCAAUACCAUUGAAUAAUAUGAAAAUAAAAUUAAAAUAUCAGGAGUUUAAAACCUGUAAGCUAUAUAAAUAAUUGUUCUCAAGCUAUUGAUCAGUGAUGAUUUUUAUAGCAUAGACAUUUUUAAGAAUGGGUUAAGACUAUUCCCUCAUAUAAAAAAAUAAAAGAGCCAAUUGGGACAGAUAUCCUGAAAUAACGUUUUUAAAUAUUCAAAAUAUUAGAUAAUAUGUAGUAUUUUUAGAACUAAAUGAAAAUGAUUCGUUCCACUCAUGAUUUUGUCAGCUGCCUCGUUUUAAGUGCCUUGAUCUACACAGUUUGUGCACUUGAUCAUAGACGGACGAUUCUGCCGAUGCUUAUGCUUAUUGUGUAUUAUCGUUGAAUCAAACGUUGUUGUGUUUACGAUUUAUGUUUGCCUAAACAUAAUUCACCUGCUACUUAAGUGUAUUUUUGGUAAUUUUUGUACAAUCAAAAGGAACAACAAAGGUUCCUGUAAAGACUAUUUUUAAAGAGCUUAUAGUUUUAUGCUGCUUUGACUUGGUUUUUAUUCCCACUUUCUACGAUUUUGAAAAUCCUCUAGUGUUAUUGUUUUUUUUUUAGGAAGAGUGGGAUUUAAUAAAGUUUUUUUAAAAUUAAUUUUGCUUAUUGGUUUUUUUAGUCAUGUUUUAUUGAUUGUAAAUAUUUGUAUCAUAAGUUGUUUAUUUAUGAUUUGAUACCUAAUGAUACAGUUCAAAUUUAAGGUAUUUAUUUCUUUCAAUUUUAUUAUGUUUGUAUAAUAAAAUAUAACUAAAAAUUAUUAUAAUUUAUGUUGUCUACGUGCCAAUUAAAAACAAUAUCCUUUUAAUGAUUUAAUCAUUUUUUUAACCAAGGUUUUAGUAUAAGCCCUUAUACUACCAGCUACAAAAUACUUUUAUAAUUGUUUGUACAGUGUGUUUGUUCAUUGUUACUUUGCUGUAUAAAUAAGGCAAACUAGAUUGUUGUAUAUAAUAUUUUAUUACCAUCUACAGAAUCUUUCAAUUGAUAGAUAUGUAACAUACAAAGUGUAAUUAUUAGAUUUAAUUUUAAAAGACCACAGUUAAUACACAUAUGUGUUUGUACAGGAAAAUAAACUUAUAUUUUCUAAUUAAAA
Macrosteles quadrilineatus (aster leafhopper) is the source of this 2795-nucleotide messenger RNA. RefSeq names its product cyclic AMP-responsive element-binding protein 1 (gene CrebB). Gene Ontology annotation, molecular function: RNA polymerase II cis-regulatory region sequence-specific DNA binding; DNA-binding transcription factor activity, RNA polymerase II-specific; protein binding. The transcript has 8 exons. NCBI's taxonomy places the organism in Eukaryota, Metazoa, Arthropoda, Insecta, Hemiptera, Cicadellidae. The coding region runs from base 161 to 1099 and encodes 312 amino acids. The record is from RefSeq and is a predicted model, not a curated record. Gene Ontology annotation, biological process: regulation of transcription by RNA polymerase II. Gene Ontology annotation, cellular component: nucleus; transcription regulator complex.